CGCCCACGACACUGAAAUGGUACGGUGCGGUGCCGUGCCUGUCGGUGCUUAGAGCUAAGAAGGGGGACGAGAGAUAGAGAAGAGAGAGAGAGAGAAUAUGGAGGCGAUAGUUCGGAUGCCCUACGAAGCAGCGGAGCGGGCGGGGCUGGCUGCGCUGGAGAGAAACCUCCUCCCGGAUGCAUUGGUCAGGAGGCUGACGCGGCUACUCCUCGCAGGCCGCCUCCGCCUCGGCUACCAACCCUCCGCCGAGCUCCAGCUAGCGGAACUCCUCCGGUUCAAGCAGGCUCUUGAAGAUAUGCCUAUAGCUGUGGAAACUGAUAAAGCCAAAUCCCAACACUAUGAGUUACCCACCUCAUUUUUCAAGUUGGUGCUUGGACAGAAUUUAAAGUACAGCUGUUGUUACUUCAAGGACAAAACAAGCAAAUUGGAAGAUGCCGAAAAUGCAAUGUUAGAAUUGUAUUGUGAAAGAGCUCAACUGAAAGAUGGCCAAAAAAUUCUUGACAUAGGAUGUGGCUGGGGUUCCUUUUCAAUAUAUGUUGCAAAGAGAUACAAAAACUGCAAGGUCACAGGAAUAUGCAACUCAUCUACUCAGAAAGCUUACAUAGAAGAGCAGUGUAGGCACCUUGAGCUUCCCAAUGUAGAAAUAAUUGUUGAUGACGUCAGCAAUUUUGAAAUGGAAGCUUCGUUCGACCGAAUUGUCUCAAUAGAAAUGUUUGAGCAUAUGAAGAACUAUAGGGAACUUCUUAAGAAGAUAUCAUCGUGGAUGAAGGAAGAUAGCUUGUUUUUCAUUCAUCACUUUUGUCAUAAAACAUUUGCUUAUCACUUUGAGGAUAAAAAUGAAGAUGACUGGAUUACAAGAUACUUCUUCACCGGAGGAACCAUGCCUUCAGCAGACCUACUUCUCUAUUUUCAGGUCUUGCCCGACCAGAUCAACCAAAAAAAAAAAAACAACCACCACUGCCUGUCUAGACUUGUGCAUUGGUGUAUAAAUCCUCAAUUCAUCUGGUUGAACAGACGAUUCAAUAAGAAAAAAGGUGUCAACCACUCACCUAAUUAUCAAAACAUCAAUGGGAAGGAAACUAGUAAAAUUUCAUGUGCAUUAAUAGCAUUUAAGAAGUUUUCCUUGUAAAUUAGUAAAUGACCA
Zingiber officinale is the source of this 1144-nucleotide messenger RNA. Its product is annotated as (S)-coclaurine N-methyltransferase-like. Bases 98 to 1129 code for a protein of 343 amino acids. The record is from RefSeq and is a predicted model, not a curated record. Lineage: Eukaryota; Viridiplantae; Streptophyta; Magnoliopsida; Zingiberales; Zingiberaceae. The transcript has 7 exons.